AUGCCGGUCUCGCAUUCCUUCCACCGACGGCUGCUGCUUCUCACCAGCGGCGCAUUCGUCCUGCUGUUCAUAUAUUACUUUGGCACCGUAUACCGACACAGGCUGGGUGUUGUACCUAAACAUGGCGGUACGGUGCAUGAAGAACCUGAGGAGAUCGAAGAGAUUUGCAUGGGCAAUGAUCCAAUAAAGGCAUUGUUGGACAAGGCGGACAAUGCAUGGCGCAAGUACGACUCUGCCCGGUCGAUGACCUUCAGCGACGCUGUUGUCGAGUAUCGGGUGCGGUAUGGUCGCCAUCCGCCGCCUGGGUUUAAGGAGUGGUAUAUAUUUGCCCGAGAGAACGACGUCCGAAAUGUGGACGACUUCGAUCAGAUAAACGACGACCUCCGGCCGUUCUGGUCAGCGGAGCCAAAAACCAUCCGGCGGAGAGUAGCUGCAGCUUGCCAGGAUCAUAGCGGAAACUCGAUCGCGGCGAUCCACAUAAGGGAUGGGGCUAUUGCGAACAUCACUGGCGAUGGAUGGCGGAUAGAUACUCUGAAGUCGCUAGUUGCGCGGUUUGCGCAGAAGCUACCGGACAUGGACAUUGCCAUGAAUACGCUGGACCAACCUCGACUCGUAACCAAGUGGGAGGACAUGCAGGCCAUGCUCAACAAGGAGAUAGCAUCCCGUGCUACUCCUCCUGAUGCCACCUAUUCGUUUACAAAGAAUAUGGAAGGAUUUGUCUCGCUGACGAGCAAAAACAACGUGACAGAGGAAGACAAGAUCAAAUGGGCUGGAAUCCCUUCCAAGCAGUACAUGGAGAUUGCGGCGACUGCCUGUCCUCCUGAAUCUCCAGCCCGGAAUCCAAUCCUGAGUAUUCAAGAGGCUGAUAGCCGUUACAAAAUACCCGGUGCCGGCCUGGUGUCAAAUUUCAACACGUCCAGUGAUCUAUGCGUUGUCGGGCCAGCCAUAAAGAAUCUCCACGGAUUCCUAUUUUCGUCGUCGAGUAUUAGCCACUCAGAUGCCCUUAUACCGAUCUUUAGCGAAUGUAAGGUCAACGUCAAUAAUGAUAUCCUCUUCCCGGCCAAUAUGUACUGGAAGGAUGAUGAACGAUAUACCUACAACGGCGCUGAAGAUAUUGACUGGAAGAUGAAAAACGAUACGCUCUUCUGGAGAGGAGCCACUUCUGGCGGUAUCCAAACAGCUGAUAAUUGGUCUCGAAUGCAUCGUCAGCGACUGGAGUUCAAGAUGAAUGGGACAAAACUCAUUGGCAAAACAGAGCGAGUCCUGCCAUGCAACGACCAAUCUUUGAGCUCAGGCGAUUCCGCGUCGUCGAAUUUCCAACCAACCGAUUUCGCCAACGAGCAUUUUGAUUUCGGAUUCACGGACCCCAUGGCUUGUGUGCCAGCCAACUGCGAAUUCUACAAUGACACCUACACGUACAAGGAGAAGAUCCCCCUUUCACAUCAGUUCGUGAACAAAUACCUGGUGGAUAUAGACGGACACAGCUUCUCUGGCAGGUGGCGUGCGUUCCUCCUUAGCAAGUCCCUAGGUAUAAAAGCCACCAUAUUCCGUGAAUGGCACGACUCGCGCCUCUUUGCAUGGAGACAUUUCGUGCCCCUGGACAACCGAUACGAUGACUUCUAUGCCCUUAUGACUUAUUUCAUCGGGACGGGGACAAGUAACACUACCUCUAGCAACCCCCAUGUUGCCCGUCAUGAUAAGGCUGCGCAGAAUUUGGCCAGGCAAGGUCGCGAAUGGGCUGAGAAAGUUCUUCGGAAUGAAGAUAUUGAAGCAUAUAUGUACCGGCUUCUUCUUGAAUAUGGUCGAGUCAUCGAUGACAACCGGGACUCCAUUGGCUACCAUGGUGAUGGCAGCGAACUAAAAGAAUUUGACGAGCAUUUGACGCGGUGA
Trichophyton benhamiae CBS 112371 is the source of this 1890-nucleotide messenger RNA. Its product is annotated as capsular associated protein, putative. Lineage: Eukaryota; Fungi; Ascomycota; Eurotiomycetes; Onygenales; Arthrodermataceae. The record is from RefSeq and is a predicted model, not a curated record. The transcript has 2 exons. The coding region runs from base 1 to 1890 and encodes 629 amino acids.